CAGUCGUUUCUCGAAAGCGUGGUGAACGUGUUUCAACGUUAAGGAUAAUUAAAUAUCUUUUGAAGUGUUUAACAGAUUCUAAGAAAAAGUGUCGCGAGAAACCAUUUCUAAUACACGAAGGAACGAAGUUCCUUACAAACUUGCCUAUAAACUUCGCAAUCAACCUGAUCUGAGGAACGUGACUAACUUACCGAAAAUGACGGCAAUUACAGCAAGCGGCGAUGGACGAAGUGCUCAUGGACAAGCUUAUAAAGAUAAAAGUAAACCAACCGAUAUUCGUAGCAGCAACAUUAAUGCUGCAAAAGCUGUCAGUGAUGCAAUCCGUACUAGUCUUGGUCCUAGAGGAAUGGAUAAAAUGAUUCAAGCUGGUAAUGGAGAAGUUACUAUUACAAAUGAUGGUGCUACCAUUUUGAAGGAAAUGAAUGUUGUACAUCCUGCAGCAAAAAUGUUAGUUGAAUUAUCAAAAGCACAAGAUAUUGAAGCUGGAGAUGGCACUACUAGUGUUGUUGUUAUAGCUGGUUCUCUUUUGGAAGCUGCAGAGCGUUUGCUACAAAAAGGAAUACAUCCUACUUUGAUUAGUGAUGCUUUUCAAAAGGCUGCAGCUAAAGCUGUAGAAAUACUAACAAACAUGUCUAUUCCUGUUGAUUUAAAAGAUAAACAAUCACUUAUUAGAGCUGCAGCAACCUCUCUGAAUUCGAAGGUUGUCUUUCAACAAUCAAGCCUUUUAGCCCCAUUGGCAGUAGAUGCUGUAUUAAAGGUUACAGAAGAAGAGAAAGAAAGUAUUGUUGAUCUCAAUAAUAUAAAAGUAAUCAAGAAAUUAGGUGGUACAGUUGAAGACACUGAACUUAUAGAAGGAUUAAUAUUUACACAAAAAUCUUGUAAUGUUAAUGGACCAAAACGUAUUGAAAAAGCAAAAAUAGGUUUAAUUCAGUUCUGCAUUUCUCCUCCUAAAACGGAUAUGGAUCACAAUGUAAUUGUAUCUGAUUAUGCUGCAAUGGAUCGUGUUUUGAAAGAGGAAAGAACUUACAUAUUAAAUAUUGUAAAACAAAUUAAAAAAGCUGGUUGUAAUGUACUGUUGGUACAAAAAUCUAUUCUUCGCGAUGCUGUCAGUGACCUAGCUAUACACUUUUUAGAUAAAAUUAAAGUUAUGGUGAUUAAAGAUAUUGAGCGCGAGGACAUUUCAUUCGUAUGCAAAACAUUAGGUUGUAGACCAAUUGCAUCGUUGGAUCAUUUUGUUGCUGAAAAUCUUGUUAAUGCAGAAUUAUGUGAAGAAGUACAGACUGGAAAUUCUAAAUUUGUUAAGAUCACUAAAAUACAAAAUCCUGGUCCAACAGUAACAAUUCUUAUACGGGGAAGCAAUAAAUUGGUUUUAGAAGAAGCAGAACGUUCGUUGCAUGAUGCAUUGUGUGUAGUGCGUUGUUUAGUAAAACAAAAAGCUUUAAUUGCUGGAGGGGGUGCACCUGAGAUAGAGCUUGCAUUAAAACUAGGCGCAUAUGCCCAAACAUUAAGUGGUGUUGAUGAUUAUUGUAUUAAAGCUUUUGCAAAUGCUUUUGAGGUAAUACCAUCGACACUAGCAGAAAAUGCAGGAUUAAACUCCAUUGCAACUGUAACGGAACUUCGAAAUCGGCAUGCUAAGGGUGAACAUACUGCCGGAAUUAAUGUGCGAAAAGGUUCGAUUACUAACAUUUUGGAGGAAAAGGUGAUUCAACCUCUUUUAGUUUCUACAAGUGCUAUUACACUUGCUUCAGAAACUGUUCGCAGUAUAUUAAAGAUCGAUGAUAUCGUAAAUACAAACCAGUAAUUUAUAACAAAUAUCUAUUUUACAUGUGAGAUGCACCGCAAAUUUUUUUUCGAUUACGAAAUGUCACAUUAUAAUU
Messenger RNA from Eufriesea mexicana, 1877 nucleotides. It is a transcript of the gene CCT4, whose product is annotated as chaperonin containing TCP1 subunit 4. The coding region runs from base 197 to 1801 and encodes 534 amino acids. The record is from RefSeq and is a predicted model, not a curated record. The transcript has 9 exons. Gene Ontology annotation, molecular function: ATP binding; ATP-dependent protein folding chaperone; ATP hydrolysis activity. NCBI's taxonomy places the organism in Eukaryota, Metazoa, Arthropoda, Insecta, Hymenoptera, Apidae. Gene Ontology annotation, biological process: protein folding.